AUGCCGCUUGUCAGCAGCAAUAGAUCCGAUUGCUUUGCGGACCUGGUUCAGAUAGUGUAUCGCCUUCCAGAGGAGGAUUAUGUUAAACUAGUCACACGCGAGUUCUCCAAGGAAUGCCAAGCAAAUGACACAACUUGUUCCACUAGACAAAAUUUAUUCAUUGAUCUUCUUUUUAAAGAAGGGCGUAAUAUCACACAAAAUUUGAUUAUCAGACACUUUUUAGAGAAGGAUAAUGCUUUGUUAGAAGCUGUGGAAAAACUCUGUCUUGGUCCAGAUCAUGCCAAUAUAGGUUUAAUUGCCAUGACAAAAACCCACAAACAUGCUUGUUUGGCACUUGGAACAUUGAUAAGAAUAUUUCGAAACAAUUCUGAGCACGACGAAAAAACUGACCAUCUACUGGAGUCCCUUCAGAACUGGUUGACUCCUCAUAAUCAAACAAGUUAUAAAGCAAUGUACAAUAAAAGAAGACCACGUCGCUCAGUGGACAAAUUUGAUGGUGAAGUCCAUAAUUACACGUACUCCAAAAUGGUGCUGAUCCACGCCUUAGGAAAUUCAGGACACGCCAGGGACCACCUCCUGACGUACAUGAGACCCGGGGAGGGGGACAACAGUUGGAGGAGGGCUGCUAUUAUAGGAAUGAGGCACUUCAACUGCACAGAGAGUUCUGUUGCUUUACUUGACCUGGCAGUAAACGACGAAUAUUCUUUAGUUCGACAAAACGCCAUGGAAUGUUUUGAGAAGCAUCCUUUAUCGAGAAGAAGUAUACCGCAGCAUCGAGAUAUCAUUUUAAGCCGAAAUUACUCAUACCAAACGUUGAUGAGAGUAAAAAGAGGCAUUCUUGAUAUAAGAUUCAAGGAUGGUUUCUUUUUUGCAAUGAAACUUCCAGGCAUACAUUGGACUAAAGAACUUGGAAAUGAUGCCCUAGGAGCCGGAAUUGGACUGAUUUUGACAAAUGAACUGGAAGUAGAAAUUAAACCACUCAGUGGAUACGCCUUAUUGAAUGUCUAUGAUGAUGCAUAUGCCAAAAUCAUGAUUGGUUGGUUUGAUAUAGAAAAGUAUCUCUUUCGCGCUCACGCCUGCUACAGGGGACAUGCUGCAUAUGAUAUUAACAUCCUUAAGGACUUUGGGAUCAAUGGGUUACAGGACUUAGCAACGAUAUUCGACAGAAUCGUAAAAACAGUGGUAGAUCCGAUAAAAAGCACUGUAAAGGCUUUCAAAGACAUUAUUCAAGUAUUUGACAAUGGCAUCCAAUACAUUGUCAACAAGAUUAUUAAGCUGGUCAAAAACUUUCCACUAAUUUUAGAAAGCAUCAUUCAAAAUGUCAUCAAAGCAGUUAUGAAGGUCAUUGAGUACGGAGGGGUUCCUUGGAUUGACCAAAUAAAGAAGAUAAUUAUCAAAGCCAGAUAUUUUGUUGAAGAUGUGAAGGAGGAUCUUACAGAGUUUUACAGUACUAUGGCUGAUACCGUCACUGUGACUUUGCCCUUUGUUGCAAAGAAAUUGAUUGAUUCUGUUCCAACAAUAAUUUCAGCACUGAAACAGUUUUUGGCAAAUCCAGUUCAAUCAAUAACUGCAUUUGGAAAAUCUGUACUGGAUAUAAAGCUCGCGAUUGGAAUGUUUUUAGAUGUAAAAAACAAAAUAGUAGAGACCCUGGCUCUUCUGAAAGGUCGUGCGCCAUUUUGGGUUGACUACUGGGAAGAUUUUGAUGAGAUUUUAGGAGAUGUCAAAGACCUUUUCGGUCUUCUUUUUAAGAAGAAAGAAAGUCCAUCCACCGAAGAAUUCGAAGAUGAACUUUCCACUGCACUUACAGAUGGCAUAUCAAUGACGAGGGAGCAAACCAACAUAUUUUUAGAGGCUAUCCAGGAAUCUUUUGGGAAUAUAACAACUCAAUUUAAAGACACUUUGGGUGAAUUAGUUUCUCCGUUUUUCAAUACUUUCCACUCAGUAUUGAAUGCAGUCAAGGCGGUCAAAUCCGGAUAUACUUCAGUUAGAGAUAUAUUUAUAAAGACAAAGAAUAUCAUACAAAGGAUUUUUGGUUCCAAAUUCCAUAUUACAUUUCCAAAACGGCGAAGAGUUGAAGAUACUACCUGCGGAGUAGGGGUUUGGCCUACAAAUACGAAUGGGAUACAUCAGACACUGGGUGUUGAUGUUCGAAUUGGAUAUAACGCAGAAAUUCGUUGCCCUGUCAAUGGUGAAGUUUUUAAAGAAAACAAUAGAGUGCUAAUUUUGCCUACAGAUGAAGAUUUCAUCGAAUAUGAAAUAAUAAUAGAAAACAUUAUUCCGAAUCCAACAAUCCCAUCAAGUGGUCAGUUUUUGUCAGCGGGUAAAGAUAUCAUUGGAAAAGCUGACAAAUCCCCUUGUGAUUAUAAUUCUAUCCAUGUAUCUGUUCGAAAAAAGUCUACGACACCAAUGUCCGAUUCUGACUAUGAAUACAUUGACCCAUCUCCAUUCUUGGAUCAUCUGCUGCCCUAUCCAGAAUGGAUCUGGGAAUGUAAAGAUUACACGUAUAUCAAUUUCCUCAGUGUUGUUUCGGCUGAUGCAGUUAGGGAAACACUUGACAAAUUGGACGAUGAAAUCCAUAGAAAUUUUGAAAUCGAUAAAGACCUUGGGAACGAAUUUCCUCCUGUGGAACCAAAUCAUCGCCCCCCAGAUUUCGAAGUGGCUUCCCCUAAUGAUUCAGUAGCUGUUGGUGCCUGGAAUAAGUUCAAAGAAGAUUUCAAGGGUUUAGCGUCAAACUUCAAGGAUAUCGCCAAACAGCUGUUUGAUUUCUCAAGUAACAGGACUGGUCCGAAUCUUCUUGAUCUGGUGGAUGUAAAUUCCUAUACUCUUGGGAGAAUUAAAGAAAUACUCGGAGAUAAAGUUGGAAAUGAAAUGGAAAUCGUUUAUAGUAAACUUUUGCAGCUUAGAACGUCCAUUUUUGCUCAAAACCUGGAUGGUUUAUCAAUGUCAAAACUAAGAAGUUUACUAAAAGCAUCGUUUAACACAGUGUCUGGAUCAAGAUCAAACAUGGUGUCAAAAGUUCUUUCAAGAACUGAAAAUGAAUGCCCGAUGUUUCUCAAUAGACUUCAAAAAGGCCCUGGAAAUGUCUGUUUUGUGCAUCGAAGUUGCAAUGAAAUUUCCUGUGCAGUUUUAUUUUCCUAUGGCAAUCACAGACUAAUGGUAACUACUGAUGUUAAAAUGGAUGGAUGUUCAAAACAAGUCAAUGUAACGGCACAUUCAACUUCGGUCCUUAUAGAAUUUAAAGAUGGUGUCGAAAUAGAAGAGAGGGUUCCCUUGGUAAACGUUUCAAGGUUAAUGUCUGCCAACCUGGUUGUUUCUAUUACAUUUGACUCGUCAACGGCAGUUAUAUCCCUCAGUGCCGAACUCUGUGUAUCUGAUUUUAUUUCCUGUUUACAAGCUGUUCCAUUGUUGUUGAACUACGAAGUUGAUUUGACAUGUUCUUUAGGAAAUGGAAAUAACCCCAUACUGCCGACGAUGGAUAGUGUUACUGUUCAGGAUUUCAUAGCAGAGCUAUCGGAAAAUCACUUACUUGAUAAAGAAAUUCUAAAAAUUAUUGACGCCAUCAGGGAAGCAAUGAUAGAGGAGUUAAUUAGUGAUCCGAGAACACUUCUGAAAGUAAUGGGCAAGGAGUUCCAAAAUAAGGUAGACUUCUGCGCAGAUGUUGAUAUACCUUUUCCGACGAAAGAUUUCGUGCUCAUCGAUAAGAAAAUAGGUCCCUUUAUGAUUGGUCCAAUUGCACUGUAUUUCGAAUUAGGAGCUGGGGCGUCCGUUGGCCUGAGAAUACAAGUCGGUCUCUGUAUACUUAGUUUCAAAGCAAGA
Saccostrea cuccullata (small rock oyster) is the source of this 3816-nucleotide messenger RNA. RefSeq lists its product as uncharacterized. NCBI's taxonomy places the organism in Eukaryota, Metazoa, Mollusca, Bivalvia, Ostreida, Ostreidae. The annotation marks the transcript as partial. The record is from RefSeq and is a predicted model, not a curated record. The transcript is spliced from 21 exons.